Dreissena polymorpha is the source of this 410-nucleotide messenger RNA. RefSeq names its product perlucin-like protein. NCBI's taxonomy places the organism in Eukaryota, Metazoa, Mollusca, Bivalvia, Myida, Dreissenidae. The coding region runs from base 84 to 410 and encodes 108 amino acids. The transcript is spliced from 4 exons. The record is from RefSeq and is a predicted model, not a curated record.
UAGUUAAUGAUAAGGAACGGACAUAGUUCCACUCGUUUUCAAUUUACUUUAACAAUGAUUUUAAGUCUGGCAAUAGCAUUCAUAUGGCUUUCAAUCGCACGUGUAAGCUGAGAAAGGCAGGGAGGCAGAUGGGGGUGCGGAAUGGUGGGCAUGCGUGUGGCUGUCAGGAAGGUGGGCCCUUAGGCAUGCAGGUGCUCAGACUGACGGAUUUGAUGGCAGAGAGCGGUGCGUGCCCAGAUGGGUUUGUGAAGUUUCAGCAGUCGUGCUACCACUUCAGUCAUGAUCAAGAAACGUGGUUUGACGCGGCGUCGGCUUGUCAAACAGUGUUCAACAAAGCCUAUCUUGCGGAGAUUGACUCUCAGGCUGAAAACCAGUUUCUCCUCCACUAUGCGGCCAAACGCCAACAGUAA